GCUAUUGGUGUAAACCGUGCUUUACAUUACGAAAAUUAACCAUGGUUUUAUUGUAGUAACCAUGUUUUUUUGGUAGAUUGAUUAAUAUUUGUAUAACCACAGUUUUACUACAAAUACCAUGGUUAGUGUAGCAAAACCAUGGCUAAUUUGUGGUUACCAUGGUAACUAUAGUAGUAUAGUUAUGUUGUUGUUGUUGUUUUUUGUAGUAAAACCAGGGUUUGUAAGGAUAUAGCUGAGUCCACAAUAAUAGCGAACUGCAAUGAUCACCAGAGGAUAACAAUUUCAGAAACGAUUUUGUUUCCAGCUUAUGAACGAUAGAAAUAGUGACAACCAAUCAGAGUCCACCCGCCUUUAAAGAGCUCGAGCAUUUAAAGCGGAAGACGACAAAACCGCAGCGCGCGCUUAGAAUAAACAGAACGUUAUCGUCCGUUUGUGUAAACGCUAAUCUGAACUGUCAAAAAAAAAAAAAAAACUUGUAGUUUAAGGGUACAUUUCAAAAAUAAAAUAAAAGGGGAAAAAAUGUGCAACAUACAUGUGCAAAAGCCGCGAUGCAAAGCAUGGUAUUUUCGCACGCGUUCCGCUUGGGUCUGAUAUUCCAGAUGAGCGUGACGCAGGAGCUCCUCAUUAAGCUAAUGGACUGAUCUGAGAUCUGAUAUACUCCAGAUCACUUACAGAUCCGAUCCGAACGCGUCUGUUUCUCUGCUGACAGCGAGCGACGCGUCGACGCUCCGCGACACAAGCGAGGAACGCGCGAGCGAGCCGCAGGUGAGACAUCUGAUGCUCCGCGAAAACACCGAGGAAGAUGAUGACGGUGAGACGAGGCGCAUCUCUGCGUUUGUGAAGAGGAUGAGGGUUCGGUUUGUGUGAGGAAGAUGAUGCUCGUGCUCAGCGGAUGAAGAUGAUGUUUAUGGUGUCUGGAGCGGUUCUGGUGCUGUUGUGCUGUUUUCCAGGCCAUCGUGUGUCUGUCCGAUAUGAACGCGCUGCUGGACCGAUUUCACAACUUCAUCCUACCGCGCAUGCGCGGACCGGAGCGCGUGUGCCACUGCACCUGCGGCAGGCAUCAUGUGGAGUACGUGAUCCCGUACGAGGGCUCCGUGGGCUCCUCGGGGGCCAGCAGCGUGAGCAAGCAGGAGCUGGACCUGGUGCUGGGUCUCCUGAUGGGCUUCUGCAUCAGCUGGAUGCUGCUGUGGCUGGACGCGGCGCUGCGCUUCUGGAGGUCCAGCAGACACUACGACGGGGAUCUGUGGCGCUGGGUGUGGCGUGUGUGUAACCUGCGGGAGCUGCGCAGACGUCUGCAGACGCGCCGCUGGACGGAGGACGCCGGGAACAACACUCUGCACCUCAAACAGAAGCUGUGCCACAACGGCCACCCGAGCCCUCGCCGCCUCUGACCGCUCUCAGAGAGUGUGUGUGUGUGUGUGUGUGUGUGUGUGUGUGUGUGAGAGUCUGUGUGUGUGUGCGUUCUACACGUCACCGGGGGGGGGUGUUUGAAUCUUUUAGACCACUCUUUGUGUACCGGGUAACAGUGUCUGUUUUAGAAACACGGCAUGCUGGGUAAUGGAUCUGCUGCUGUCUUCGGUGUUUGUGUGAUUAAAGUGACUCGUUUGAUUGGAAAUCAGUCCUGACGCAACUUCAGUGUGUUUGACUCAAAACUGCGAUGCUCUCGAGAAACAUCUGUUCAUGCUGUUCGUUACAUAUUUUGCUUAAUAAAGUAUAUGAAAUAUAAUUAAUAAUGAAAAUGUAUUACCAUUAACCCGAUUUCUCCAUUGACCGCAACAACUAACUUUUUGUUUUAAAACAUUCACAUUUAAGAUUCUGCUUUGAAACGAAUCAUAUAGUCAUUUAUAGUAAAUACUACAGUGUUUUUGAAGCAUACUAUAGUAAAGUACUUGAAUUAAUUUGUUGUGGUAACUCUAUAGUUGCCGUGGUAGUAAUAUAAACAAAUGACUUUACUCAAUACUGUACUACAUUAUACUAUAAUACAGUUUACUGUAGUAAAAACUAACUUACAGUAUUUAUUAUCAGUUAACUACACGGUAUGCUGCAGCGUUGUGUUGUAAAUACUAUAAUAUAUACAGUAUACUACACUUUACUAUAGUAUGCUUCAAAAACACUAUAAAUUACUAUAGUGUUUAUAGUAUGUUAAGUUUUAAAUGGAUAUAUUUGACUUACUACACAUGUAUUAGAAAUAAAUAUUAUAUAUAAUGUUUACACAUUUUACAGCUUUCUUAUUUUUUAAAAUUUGAAACAGUUUUUAGGUGUUGAACUUCUGUCUUCAAAAUAAAAAAUGUAAAAAAAAAAAAAAAAAAAACCGUCUCCUGAAUUUACAUUUAUGUAUUUUAAAAUUAGCUUGAAAUGUAGUAUAAAUCAAAUUUCUUAUGAUAAUAUGUCAUAAGUGGGAAAAAUACCAAUAAAAACAUUUUGUUUGAAACCUGGGCAUGAUGUGAACUUUAAUAAAUGAGCAGAAAUGUGAUAAAUCAGAAUCAUAUCAAUAUCAUAUGAAAUCUGUUGCAAGAUUUACAAAUGAGUUGUGAUUAAAUAUUUAUGGAAUAAUUUCCAGAUGUUAUCGGACAUCAACAAUCAUUCCAGAAGUAGAACUAAAAAAUCUCCCGAAUUCAUUGAUUAUUAAU
Onychostoma macrolepis is the source of this 2630-nucleotide messenger RNA. It is a transcript of the gene tmem240b, whose product is annotated as transmembrane protein 240b. The transcript is spliced from 4 exons. The record is from RefSeq and is a predicted model, not a curated record. NCBI's taxonomy places the organism in Eukaryota, Metazoa, Chordata, Actinopteri, Cypriniformes, Cyprinidae. Bases 972 to 1391 code for a protein of 139 amino acids.